AUUGCCCGGAUUUGCAUUUGCAUAUCGCCAGAGGUUGUGUAGUAAUCCUUAUCGAGACACUUUAUUAUCGGAUUUGACUCAUCAAAAAUAAAAUGCCUCCAGCCCAUACCUCCAAAGGGAAGUCGCAAGUCGUCAACAUGCUCUACCCUCCAGGCACCUUCACACUCCUUGCAACGUUAUCGAACCACCUCCCUUUGGCCAAUAUUAUGUCUACUCCAGUGGUCCAAAGGCAAUUACUAUUGAAAGACCAAAGAACAAGGGAACUGGAAAGCCUCGAGGGGCACACGAUUAUCACAGCAUGAUGUGGGAUCCACGAAUUUAUCGAGGUCCGACUUACAAGACCUUCAAAAAGUCUGAGGAAGAGCGAUGCAAAAGGAGAACGCUGGAAGACGCGAGUGCAAGCAACGCCCAACGAAAAAAGGGCAUGACCAAGAGAAAGAUUCAGCAGACCAAUAUGGGAGGAAUAAUUCGUCCACGAACUCCACCGCAUCAUACGAGCAAAAUUGGUCUCGAAGACAUGGGAAUACAAACAGACCGUUACCUAGAAGAGAUAACUGAUGAAGUCGUGGAAAAAGACAUGUUUACCCAAACGGACCAGAUCUUUGAUCUGCCAGUACUCAAAAUAUUCUGUCCCUUCAAGCUUGGACUUGAUGUCGAAACGCAAAUUCAACCCUGGGAGUUGUUCCGUUUCGACGAUGAGGUCACUCCCGUAGUGACCACCGUGGUGGGCAAAAUUAUCGAGCAGGCCUUGUUCGAAACGAUGGAGGAAGUGGAACUCGAAAGCCUCCUUUCGCAACAGCGCGCAUUUGAGGAGAGGCAUCGCAUCGAGCUGAUGCGCCUUCAUCGCCUUCACCAACGGGAGCAGAAGAUCACGGCGGAGCGAGAACGGCUGAUUGCCCAGCGACAGAAGGAGGUCAUGGAGGAGAAGGAGACGCAAAAUAUCGUCACCGCAAACUUCUACUCUGCCAACUUGUUGGGCACCCUAAACAACAAUGCGCUCAAUGAACUCAGACGCCAAGGCUUCAUGAGUGGCAAUGAUGAUCUCAAUGAUACUUUCAUUCCCUGGCUUCAUGCCCGAUCCAUUCGGAAAGUGGGGAUUCGAGAAAAAUCGUCCGUCUUAUUGGAUGAAAUCAUUCAAGCGGUGGUUGACAAACGAGAAGCAGAAGUGGCUGACGGGAUUUGGCGUGAAAUUUCUGCGGAAAAUAAAAGAAUAUUGCCUCAGGAAUACUCGGAGGAUUAUGGAGAAGGUCUGGAAGAAUAAAAGGCGUGAGAAUUAGCCUUGCACCAACACAAUUCAGUAUAAAUAACAAUAUCACAUCUCAAGUUAUCAAGCCCGUAAAUAUUCGAAAUAACUAUAUCAUAAGAUUCGAUAUCCUUUUUGUAUUUUGUAUGUAAUGAUUAUAUACUAAUGUAAACUUAUUUUUGUAAAUGAA
Molecule: messenger RNA, 1433 nt
Organism: Folsomia candida
Lineage: Eukaryota; Metazoa; Arthropoda; Collembola; Entomobryomorpha; Isotomidae
Product: flagellar radial spoke protein 3
Exons: 7
Coding region: 299-1261 (320 amino acids)
Cellular component (GO): cilium
Source: RefSeq, a predicted model, not a curated record